Molecule: messenger RNA, 1313 nt
Organism: Exaiptasia diaphana
Lineage: Eukaryota; Metazoa; Cnidaria; Anthozoa; Actiniaria; Aiptasiidae
Exons: 4
Coding region: 37-1131 (364 amino acids)
Source: RefSeq, a predicted model, not a curated record
CGAGAUUGGUAAUGAGGUAAUCUGGAAUGAAGAGYCAUGCUCGCAAAUUAUGGUCAUUUUGUACUAUUAGUUCAUAUUUCCUGCCUUAUCUGGUCAACAUACAGUGCCGGGAUUCCACGGUGCUCAAAAAUCAACCCWAUACAUAUUAACAAAAAUAUCUAUAUAAAUGACACAAAAGGAACGAUCUACAGCCCUGAUUACUCGUCAAUUACUAAAUACCCAGCAAAUAUGGAUUGUAAAUGGGUAAUAAGUGCAAACUAUGGAAAAAUUGUUCAACUAACUUUUACGCUAUUCGAUCUUGAGCCCUCGUCGCCUAUCAGCGGUUGUUCGCUGGAUUACGUGCGUGUGAUUGAUGGCUUGGAAUUAUCUGGCGCUGUCAUUGGUGAUUACUGUGGAACUCUAAGUGAAUUUACUGCUAAAUCAUCAAAGAGCUUUUUAACUUUGGUUUUCCAUUCAAAUCGUUUCAUUGAACGAGGAGGAUUUAUAGCGAACUAUAAGAUAUUAAACGCACCGGCUAAAGAUUCUGAUACAGGUAAAUUAGUUCCAGUCCCUCUCAUUAUAGCUGGUGUAGUCAUAACUGUACUUGUUAUCAUCACCAUUGUAUGUAUUGCUGUCAGCGGCAAGUUUUCAACGAGAACUCGUAAACGCGCCCAACGACAAAUGAGCCGGUCAUCUCUUGGUUCAAGUGUUUCUAUGCGCUCGUCUACGCUAGGGUCACGUGUUACAAUGCGCUCGUCGCGGACUGGAUUACCUCAUAGUAUUGCGAGUUUAAGAAGCCAUAAAAAAGGAAGUCCGUUAAUCAAGUCAACGUUUGCUCUGCCAGAAUUGAUUGUUACAAACGAGGAAGGGAAACAGACUCGUAUUUUUCCGGAAAAAGCUAAAACCCGAGCAUUCGUCCACACGUCGCCGCACUCGAGGAGAAGACAUCACUUUGUAACUCUGAAACACAGAAGACUUUCAGCAGAGAACAUCAUAUACCCGACCCCACCCCCCCGCAAGCGCAAUAUGACCGCAUAUACAAAUUGGAACGUCUACACAUCGAAAAGUGGCAUGCUUUCCAAUCCGACACCAUCGUCACCGUCUUCUAGACGGCAUUCGAUUGGGUCUGUGAAAGGUGGCGUCAUAACAUGAUUGACGUCAUAACACGACUAUCAAUAGGCGUACGCACGAGAAAGGUGUUCUCGGGCCGGCUGGUGUACAGUAAGAUCCGGCAUAUAAGAUCACCCAUUUUUGGAGUUCAGGCUGAUUGUGUUGUUUUAAUAUGGUAUCUGAUAGGCCGUUGCAUUAUGACGUAACUUUAAUACAACUACCAG